CACUCCGUGCUUGUGGAAGUUGUCAUGGCGAUAGAACCGUCCCCGGCGUCUGCUCGCUGGGGUGUUGCCAUGGAGAUCCCGGCUCGAGGUCCGCUCACGGCAGUGCUGGAGGAAGAGAGCAGCUCGCGGCUGGGGUCCGAGAAGCGAAUUCAGGACCUUGGAGAGAAGCGGUGCCGUGGACCCCCUUUCAGCCAAGGGAACUACUACAUGCUCAUAGUGAUCGGAGAGAUAGCGACAGACCACCAGCUGCAACGCGCCAGAGACCACUUAGAGCGGGGGAUCCGCUCCUGGGACGUCAGCCUCAAGUCAUGUGACCUGGACCAUCAGCUGCAGCUGUUUGUGACGCGUCACUCUGCACAGUUCUCCGCAGAGGUUAGAGGACAACGGACUCUCCACCACAAAAGUGACGUCCUAGAGACUGUGGUGUUAGUCAACCCAUCCGAGGAUACGGUUGCUUUAGAGAUCCAGUCUCUUGUCACAGACUCAGCAGGACAUAAGCUCUUGGUCCUGAGUGGGCAGAACUCAGACCACGGUGACCUGCUUCUCCAAAGUGGGGUUUUCACCUAUCAGAGCUUCUCACAAGUCUUUGCUGAUCCUGGGGUCAGUGAUUUGCUGGGCGAAGCGGCCCCCGAGCAGCGGGCCACACUCACUGUGUCCUGCCGAGCGGAGGUGGGUUGGAGCUCCCUGGGUCAGCAGCAGCACUUACGGGAGUUCCUUGAGUACAGACUGAACCCUGAGCCUGUGCUCCCCAAGAUGGAGGGAGUCACAGAGUUCACGGAGUACAUCUCCGAGACGGUAGACGUGCCUUCGCCCUUUGACCUCCUGGAGCCGCCCACAUCUGGAGGCUUCCUGAAACUGUCCAGGCCCUGCUGCUAUGUCUUCCCUGGGGGGAGGGGCGACUCGGCCCUGUUUGCGGUCAAUGGCUUCAACAUCCUAGUGGAUGGAGGCUCUGAAAGGAAAUCAUGCUUCUGGAAGUUGGUCAGACACUUGGACCGCAUCGACUCGAUUUUACUCACUCACAUUGGUGCAGACAAUCUGCCAGGCAUCAACGGGCUCCUUCAAAGGAAAAUAGCAGAGCAGGAGGAGGAACAGUCACAAGGCUCUGCUAGCUACAGCGACUGGAUGAAGAACCUGAUCUCUCCAGAGCUUGGUGUGAUCUUCUUCAAUGUACCCGAGAAGCUACGUAUGCCAGAAUCAAACCUAAAGGUCAAGCGCAGCAUCGAGGAGGCCUCCCUCACGUUGCAGUACCUCAACAAACUGGGAAUCAAGCCGGAGCCUCUCUGUAGACUGGUCAGUAACCUUAUUGAGCCUUUAACUCUUUUCCACAAGAUGGGAGUGGGCAAGUUAGACAUGUAUGUUCUGAACCCCGUCAAGGACAGUAAAGAGAUGCAGUUUCUCAUGCAAAAGUGGGCGGGUAACAGCAAAGCCAAAACUGGCAUUGUGCUCCCCAAUGGAAAAGAGGGAGAAAUAUCCGUACCUUACCUGACGUCAGUUACAGCAUUAGUUGUCUGGCUUCCUGCCAAUCCUGCAGAAAAGAUUGUCAGAGUGCUGUUCCCUGGAAACGCACCACAAAACAAAAUCCUGGAGGGCCUGGAGAAAUUAAAGCACCUUGACUUCUUGCGAUACCCAGUAGCCACACAAAAAGACAUUGCCUCAGGAGCUCCACCUGCUGUUGUAAAACAGACAAAGCUGAAGCAAAGGACAGACAGCAAAGAGAGUCUCAAAUCAUCUCCCAAGACUACCAAAUCCCCUAAGAAAGAAGCAGACGAUGAGGUUUCGGUGACCACAGAGGCAAAGAGUGACUCUGUGAAGGAAGGUAGGAAACUGGUAGAGAAUGAAAAACCCACAAAAAUACUAAAAUCCAAGACUGAUGGACCAGAAAAUAAAAAACUUUUGAAGGAGAAAUCCUUGAAAAAACACUCAAAGGAAAGGGCAUCCAAGAUGGAUGAGAAAAAAGACAAGGAAAAGAAAGAGAUCAAACAUGUCAAGAAAGAUGACGCAGCUAAAAAAGAAGACAAAAAAAAAGACCCCAAAGUUGACAAGAAAAAGGACACAUCCAAACCAGAGUUGAGAAAGAUAACAAAACCUGACCUAAAACCCCUCACACCAGAGGUCAGAAAGACCCUGCACAGGGCAAAAGCGUCAAGUAAACCCAAAACCGACAAAAGCAAAGUCAAAACGGCCAAGGCAGAGCCUGCUGAACCCAAAUCUGAGGAACUAGCAGCAGAUACCAUUCAGCCUGAGCCAUUACAGAAUGGGGCUGUUGAGGGCAUCUCUGCUUCCUCCACUCCAGAGGAUCUUACCAAGCCACCAGAGAGUGCAGUGGAGACACCAGCAGAAGAAAGCAUGACCGAAUCCCCUACCCAGGAGGAGGAGAAAGAACAGGAAACUGUCUCUCAAACUCCAAUGGGCACAAAGUCACCUGAGAAGGGAGCAGCCACAGCAAUGGGAUUUGAGACUGAUUCUCAAAGAAAAGAGGACACAUUAGCACAAGAGCAUAAAGAAGAAUUUCAAGCACAGGAUGUGGAUAUCUAUGAGGAUGAGGGAGCUGCCAUUGAGGACGAUGAGGUGGAGGAAAAAGAAGGCCUGAUAGCAGAGAGGAAAAUGGAAGAGGAAGAGGAAGAUAUGGGGAUAGGGGAGGAGGAAGAGGAAGGAGAAGAUAACAGACUAGACAGGAAACAUGAGGUGGAGGAAAUGGAGAAAGCUGAAAAGCCCACAGCUAAAGAGGAAAGCAGAAGGCCUUCAUCCCAGGAGGAGGAAGAGGAAGAUGAAGAUGUUGUUGAAAAGGCCGAGCUGGAAGAGGUAGAAGACUUAGACGUGAUAGCUGAUGAAGAGGUCAAAAACAAACCUGAAGCGAGAGAGAAAGAAACAUCGGCCAAGAACUGGGAAAGCAAAGCAGUCGAACACAUUGCUGGAGCCAAAGAGGAGGAUGAGGAAGAUGAGGAAGGCUACAUCUCAAAUGUUGGAGGCGCUACAGCCGACAUAGUAUCAACACUGCAAGGAGCCGCUGCUGCCGAGCCCAUCUCCUUCAUUCAAGAUGAAACCAUUCCCGGUUACUCCGAAACUGAACAGACCAUCUCGGAUGAGGAGAUUCACGAGGAGGCGGAAGACAGGAUACCACACCUCCAAUACGAAGUGGGUACAUAUGACAUCUCUGUCCCAGAUCAGACAGGCUCCUUGGACACCAUCCACAGGAUGAAGGAGAUGCAAGCAGCAGCUAUGGCUGAUGUAACAGCCAAAGGUUUCAUGGGUGGACAGGAGCAAGUAUCAGUGUUCACUAACAUCAUGUCUGCUCCCUUGGCAGAGGAAGAACUUGUCUCCUCAGCCACAUCCAUCACGGAGUAUGAUAAAUUGUCCUCCUUUCCUACCUCUAUUGCAGAGGACCAAUUGGUUACUCCCGUCACUACACCUCAGACUGAGGAAUCGGGCAAAAGCUCACUGGUUAACGAUACUGUUAACAGCGUUCCCCUGGCAAUUCCAACCGAGGCCACACAUGGGAAAGAACCCUUCCACUCUGCUGGGACCAUCUCACCAACAUCCUCCUUGGAGGACGACAAGUGCUUAAAGUCACCUCCAUCCGAGGAGUGCCUUCCUGUUGUCUCUGAUGUGAAGACUGAGGAUAAGGUCAUCAAGGCUCACGAUGAAGAGGAAGAAGAAGAAGACCAAACUCCUAACGUUGACAUUUCACGUGAAAAACUACAGGAGAGUUUUGCCUCUCCUCUAAUGUUCCAAGAUAGAGAAAGGGAUGUGGAAAAGCUCCCUGCCUCUGAGUCUCGUGUCUCCAAACCUGUUCAGGAUUUGAAGCUGGAUCAACCACCAGUUGAUGAGGAGGUACAGCUCUUUAAGUCCAAAGAAGACAUCUCAACUGCAAUGCCUCCAAAACCCCUUUCACCCCCACCCUCUUUCUCAAAGCCCUUUAGGUCAGACUCAGUCACUUCAGAAGGUGAAGAGCGGUGCUUCAGUCCAGACGAUAGCACUGUGAAAAUGGCCUCUCCCACACAGUCUGGACCUCCCAGUGCAACCCACUCUCCUCUUCAUCAGUCGCCUGUGGAAGAAAAGACCAAGGCCUUCCCAGGACUGGAGCAUCAAACACAGGAGGACAUUCAUGAUUCAGCCACCAAAACAGACGGUGAGGAUGCGAAGAAAGAUCAAGAAGAUAAUAAGGAAAAACUAGAUGCUGACAUCCAGAAAGAAAGUCAACGUGAGUCAGAUGCACCACCAUCUGGGGAGAAAUCAUUUGAACAAGACUUGCCGGUUACAAAAGUGGGGGAAAAAGAUGGUCUCUCCGCUUCCACAGAUGAGAUCCAACUGAAACAGGAGACAACUCCUCUUCCCUCUGAGUCAGUCACAAGGAAAGAUGAAGUUUCCUUAUUAGGAAAGGAAUCUUUACGGGAAGACAUUUCUAGUGGUGAGGCUAUACUCGAACACAGUGAUGAGGAAGAUGAUGAUGAUCAUCAAGAGAAAGAAUCCAAAGUGUGCAGUAAGGCUAAAUUCCCAAAGGAGAAGGAGAGUAGCUUCUUAGAUGAUGACGACGGUGAGGAUGAUGAUGAUGAUGAUACUUCUGAUGUAAAACCCAUAAAACAGGACAUGAAGGAGAAAGAGACAGAAAAGCACGACACACACGAGGCUGAAACCACCAAAGAAGGUAAAGAAACAGAAAAGGUUGGUACCACUGAAGCUGAACCCAUCAAGGAAGAUACAGAUUCGAAAGUGAAGGAAAACUGUGAUAUUCAUGAAGUUGAACCCAUCAAGGAAGAUUACAAUGGGAAAGUGAAAGAAAAAUAUGUCAUACUUGAAGCUGAACCCAUCAAGGAAGAUAAGAAAGUAACAGAAAAGUUUGGUGCUACUGAAGCUGAACCCAUCAAGGAAGUUAAGAAAGUAACAGAAAAGGUUGGUACUACUGAAGCUGAACCCAUCAAGGAAGAUAAGAAAUCAGAAAAUACUACUGAAGCUGAAUCCAUCAAGGAAGAUAAGAAAGUAACAGAAAAGGUUGGUACUACUGAAGCUGAACCCAUCAAGGAAGAUAAGAAAGUAACAGAAAAGGUUGGUACUACUGAAGCUGAAUCCAUCAAGGAAGAUAAGAAAGUAACAGAAAAGGUUGGUACUACUGAAGCUGAAUCCAUCAAGGAAGAUAAGAAAGUAACAGAAAAGGUUGGUACUACUGAAGCUGAAUCCAUCAAGGAAGAUACGAAAGUAACAGAAAAGGUUGGUACUACUGAAGCUGAACCCAUCAAGGAAGAUACGAAAGUAACAGAAAAGGUUGGUACUACUGAAGCUGAACCCAUCAAGGAAGAUAAGAAAGUAACAGAAAAGGUUGGUGCUACUGAAGCUGAACCCAUCAAGGAAGAUAAGAAAGUAACAGAAAAGGUUGGUGCUACUGAAGCUGAAUCCAUCAAGGAAGAUAAGAAAGUAACAGAAAAGGUUGUAAAGAACGGAAGAUGGAAAAUGAGCAAGAGAAAGAAGAUACUAGUGAUUUCGAAGACGUCAAAGAUGAGAAAGAUAGAGAUGAAUGUUAUGAAGCUGAACCCAUCAAAGGAGAGGAAAGAGAGAAAGAUAGAGAUGAACGUAAUGAAGCUGAACCCAUCAGAGAGGAAAGAGAGAAAGAUAGAGAUGAACGUUAUGAAGCUGAACCCAUCAAAGGAGAGGAAAGAGAGAAAGAUAGAGAUGAACGUAAUGAAGCUGAACCCAUCAGAGAGGAAAGAGAGAAAGAUAGAGAUGAACGUUAUGAAGCUGAACCCAUCAAAGGAGAGGAAAGUGAGAAAGAUAGAGAUGAACGUUAUGAAGCUGAACCCAUCAAAGGAGAGGAAAGUGAGAAAGAUAGAGAUGAACGUUAUGAAGCUGAACCCAUCAGAGAGGAAAGUGAGAAAGAUAGAGAUGAACGUUAUGAAGCUGAACCCAUCAAAGGAGAGGAAAGUGAGAAAGAUAGAGAUGAACGUAAUGAAGCUGAACCCAUCAGAGAGGAAAGAGAGAAAGAUAGAGAUGAACGUUAUGAAGCUGAACCCAUCAAAGGAGAGGAAAGUGAGAAAGAUAGAGAUGAACGUAAUGAAGCUGAACCCAUCAGAGAGGAAAGAGAGAAAGAUAGAGAUGAACGUUAUGAAGCUGAACCCAUCAAAGGAGAGGAAAGAGAGAAAGAUAGAGAUGAACGUUAUGAAGCUGAACCCAUCAGAGAGGAAAGAGAGAAAGAUAGAGAUGAACGUUAUGAAGCUGAACCCAUCAAAGGAGAGGAAAGAGAGAAAGAUAGAGAUGAACGUUAUGAAGCUGAACCCAUCAGAGAGGAAAGAGAGAAAGAUAGAGAUGAACGUUAUGAAGCUCAACCCAUCAAAGGAGAGGAAAGUGAGAAAGAUAGAGAUGAACGUUAUGAAGCUGAACACAUCAAAGGAGAGGAAAGAAAGUGAGAAAGAUAGAGAUGAACGUUAUGAAGCUGAACACAUCAAAGGAGAGGAAAGAGCAAAAGAAAAUGAAACAGCUGACAAAGUCAAAGAUGAGAAGAGCAAGGAAGAGACAGAAAAAUAUGAUUCUCAUGAACCUGCUAAAGAGGAGGAAGAGGAAAUGCAAGAGAAAGAUCUACGAGAGGCCUUACAGCGCACCACACAGACAAGAAUGGUAGAGAAACUAGAGGUGACGUCUGCGACAAAGCUUGAGUCUACAUUUCAGGUUCAGUACUCAGAUGGAGAUGAGGAGGAGGAAGAGGAAGAUGAAUCCAUUUGUAUGGCUGGUGCAGGCUCAAGACCUUUAUCAGUGGAACCUAGACAAUCAGAGCAUGACAUCAUGUCUCAACAUCUGCUCUCAACUCAGCCAUCAGAGAAUGUGCUUAGUGACCAAACGAAGGACCACCACUCUGAACAGACCACUGGGCUUGCGUCCUCAUUACCGAAACGGGAGGCCUCUCCAGAUAAAGACAUCAAAGAGCAGCAUAAAGAAGGACAACAUAGACUCUCCCCUGAACUAGAAAAGGACACCAGGACAACUGAGACCACAUCAGGACCCCAUCUCAGCCAAGAGCCCACCAUUGGUUUCCCUACCAUGAAAGAGGAUCCAGUCUCUGCCAUCUCUACAACUAAAAAAGAACCAGUCUCAGACUCCAUCACUACAGAUAGCCAGGCUAUAAGUUCAACACUAUCAAGCACCGAUAGCCAGGCUAUAAGUUCAACACUAUCAAGCACCGAUAGCCAGGCUAUAAGUUCAACACUAUCAAGCACCGAUAGCCAGGCUAUAAGUUUAGCACUAUCAAGCACCGAUAGCCAAUCUAUAAGUUUAGCACUAUCAAGCACCGAUAGCCAGGCUAUAAGUUCAACACUAUCAAGUACUGACAGCCAGGCUAUAAGUUCAGCACUAUCAAGCGCUGACAGCCAGGCUAUAAGUUCAACACUAUCAAGCGCUGACAGCCAGGCUAAAAGUUCAACACUAUCAAGCGCUGACAGCCAGGCUGUAAGUUUAGCACUAUCAAGCGUUGACAGCCAGGUUGUAAGUUCAACACUAUCAAGCACUGAAAGCCAGGCUGUAAGUUCCACUCUCUCGAGCAACGAUAGCCAGGCUGUAAGUUCCACUCUCACGAGCACCGAUAGCCAGGCUGUAAGUUCCACUCUCUCAAGCACCGAUAGCCAGGCUGUAAGUUCAACACUAUCAAGCGUUGACAGCCAGGCUGUAAGUUCCACUCUCUCGAGCACCGACAGCCAGGCUGUAAGUUCCACUCUCUCGAGCACCGACAGCCAGGCUAUAAGUUCCACUCUCUCGAGCACCGACAGCCAGGCUGUAAGUUCCACUCUCUCAAGCACCAAUAGCCAGGCUGUAAGUUCCACUCUCUCAAACGUUGACAGCCAGGCCGUAAGUUCCACUCUCUCAAGCACCGACAGCCAGGCUGUAAGUUCCACUCUCUCGAGCACCGACAGCCAGGCUAUAAGUUCCACUCUCUCGAGCACCGACAGCCAGGCUGUAAGUUCCACUCUCUCGAGCACCGAAAGCCAGGCUGUAAGUUCCACUAUCUCGAGCACCGAUAGCCAGGCUGUAAGUUCCACUCUCUCGAGCACCGAUAGCCAGGCUGUAAGUUCCACUCUCUCGAGCACCGAUAGCCAGGCUGUAAGUUCCACUAACUCGAGCACCAACAGCCAGGCUGUAAGUUCCACUCUCUCAAGCACCGAUAGCCAGGCUGUAAGUUCCACUCUCUCGAGCACCGAUAGCCAGGCUGUAAGUUCCACUCUCUCAAGCACCGAUAGCCAGGCUGGUGUGGAGGAAUCCCCCCAGCAUGAAACACUGCUGCCUUCUAUGACAACAAGCAAAGAAGCAUCUAAUACGGAUGAAAAGGCGAAGCAUGUUUCUCAAAAAGGAGAGGAGAAACCAGGCAAGGAAGCUGAGAGGGAAUUGGAAACAGAGCGGGAAGUUGCUUCCCCGGGACACACACAACCUUGUUCAUAUUUUCUCUUGGAUAAAGAUUCUGCGAAGUUUCCGGAGGAAGUGGGCCACGUUGAUGCUACAAAAGCAGACAGUGCCUCUGAAAAAGUGGAAGGUUUUGACAAAAUGAGAACAGAGAAGGAGGCGAUCAGUGUGAGUUUGCAAGAAGAAAAUCAGGGCUUUGGCGUGUCUAAGUAUGAACCCUAUGAAAAGCCCAUUUCGAAAGAAGAGGCAUCAGACAAUAAAGAAGACAGUGAGGUUUCUAGACAGUUUGAUCGGUCAGCACAUAUUGGCGUUGAUGAUAACAGGAGAACUAGGCAGGCAGACGCUGGUGCAGCUGAAUUCGACUCAGAGGACGAGGAAAAAGAGGAACCGCUGUCAUUCAGUAGCGUUGAUUACACCCCUCCACCUUUCACAGAGAGCGAGAGAAGCCCCAGUUGUAGCCCAAGUGCCUUCCCUGAACACAAUGACAAAGAGAAAGGUCAAGAAGAAGAGAGUGAUAGGAAGGAGGGACAUGCUACACCACACGUGGAAAACAGCUUUGCAUAUUCAGAUACUCAAGACAACAAAACCACCCCAGCAGAGCCAUGCUCAUUACCUUUCAAUCUCAAAGAAGAUAAACCUGAAAAAGUUGAGGAAGAUGAAAUGAAGGACAAUGUCUGGUCGGCCCCUCAAACAUCUACAGGAGAGACGGACCAGACUGGAGCAUCUCCUAGUAUAGAGGAGUAUCUGCCAGUCCAGUCAGGCAGAAAGGAAACAGCCUCUCUGUCACGGGGCCAAUCCAACCUUGGUGCCCAAGCCUCAGCUACUGCCAUGCUUUUUGAAGACCUCCCUGAGAAGCAGACAACAGAGAAGGAAAAAGAUGAGCCAGUGAAAGACAAGUUGGAUUCAUCUGAUAGUGAGCGAGGAGACUCUCCCUCUGGCCGCUACUCACCAGCGGAGAAAGACAUGUUACCUCGUCAAGUUUCGCCUGAGGAAAAGGAAAAUCAGGCUACUGCUGCCCCCCUGGCCGCGUACUCAGGACAUCUCAUAGACGAUAAUGUUCUUGCAUCUGAGUACACUCAAAUUGGCAGCUCUAUCACCAGUAAAUCUACAAUGGGCUAUUCUGAGAGAGAAGACACUCCGGACAGUGUAUAUAAGAGGCUACUGGUGGUGGGAGAGGAUUAUGAUGAUGAUGAUGACGAUGACGACGAUGAUGAUGAAGAUGAGGACGGUGAAGAUGCGGAGGAAGAAGAAGAAGAAGCCAGUGAUCUAGAUGUGGAAAAGGGUGCAAGAGAGCAGUCUGAAAAAGAAAUCUGUAAAACGGCAUCAGAUGAUACCACACCUUCUAAACUUCUUGUUACAAAAGAAGAGGACAAGAAGGCCCUCUCACCCAAACCCAACCACCUCAAAAAGGAGGAACCUACCCAUUCAAUGACCACAAUCUGCCCUCCACUGGUAGAUACUGCAGAUUCCCUUUUGAAGAAUGUAGUUGGUGCCUCGCCACUCCAGUCUGGCAGUUCCACUGCAAUAGAACAAACAGGAUCUGGAGGAUAUCCUUCUGAAUCCUCAGAGUUUUCUGAGGACAGCCAGCUGGGGUUAAAGGAGGAGAGGUUUGACAGUCCUGACCUAUCUCUGCCCCCCAAGUCUAGUGAAGAUAAACAUUACAGUCAGGGAGACAUUGAAGCUGAGAGGCAGAGAAGCCCAGAUACCGCUAGUCGAAAACCAGAGGAAGCUCCUUCGUCUUACCUCCCAUCUGCCUCAGCUUCUCUAUCAACCAGCCACCAGUUACGAGAGGAGGUAGAGAGUCCCGUCACAGUGUCUAGUGCCCCCUACAGGACAGAUUCUGAGGUUGCUUCCUUUGAGUAUUCUUCAUUCAAAGAUGAAGAAUCCUCAGCCAAGCACUCAAUCCUCUCAACCUCAAGGGUAAUACUAAAAGAGGAGUACCUAGAAGCCUCUGAAAAGCUUACCUCAACAACUACAACUACAUUUAGUCUGACACAAGUCUCUCCAGUCUUACCUACUCCAGCCAAAGACACUAUUCAACAAGAGACAUCAUCAAGCCCUAAAAUGGACAAGGGUCAGACCUCUGAUACCUUUCAUAAACUUGAGGGCAUUGUUGAAACCAAAACCAUGUCUGCUGGGGCUUCAGAACCAUUAAGUUCCCAGCUGUCCAAACCCGCUGAAACCAUAUCCACUUCAAGGGCUCUCUUUGAUGUUUCCCCAUUGCAAAGAGCUGACUCUCCUGACAGAGAAUCCCAGGGCUCACUGGACAGCAAAGAGUCCUACACUCUUCCAUGCCGCAUUGAAUGCCAGAAAUCUUCAGUGACAGAGCAAAAAGAAGGCAUGCUGUCCAUAACUGAGACACACAUGGUCACCAUCGUCUCCAGUACAACCACAACAGUGACCCAAUCUGAUGUGGUGACAAAACCACAGGAGUCAACUGAAGCCUCUUCCAAUGGGCCUACUGAGGUUCGCACAAGUGCCCAAGAUGUCUUCAGUGAAGCAAGCAAAGCCUCUUGUGCCACAAUGUCAGAUCUACCUAAAUCUGAUCUGCUUAAAUCUGAUUGGAGGAGAUUGGAGGAGGAAGACGGGAAGGAGGAGGAGAAGAAAGACCAGACUGAUGAGGAGAGUGAAAAGGAGAAGGAGAGGAAAGCGGGAGAGAAAGAGAGAGUAGAGGAUAAAAAAGCAGAGAAACAGGAAGAGAAGACGUCCGAAAGGAGAAGGAGUAGCUUAUCUGACUGGGAACUCCUACAAGGGCCGGGCGCAUGCCCAAGCGCCCCUCCAGGCUAUGAAGAUGACAGGGAAGAGGAGGAGGAAGCGUACGAAACGGAAGAAGCAGAAGAAGCAGAGGAAGAAUAUGGUGAAGAAGAAUGCGUAGCUCCAGGCCAGCCCACCCCUCUGUCCACAGCAGGACACGCCCACCAUACAAAGGCAUCUGCCAAAACAGAUGGAGAAUCCAGUCGUCCCACUGACCUGCAUAUGGAGGCUACCUCCUCGUCCCCCCCUAGCUACUCCUCAUGUGAAUACAAACACCGCAAAGGAGAAAUCUCCCCAUCUUUCAUCAACCCCAGUCCACACGCCCUCUCCAGCGAUGAUGGUGAUGAAGACAAAGGGAGCGACCACUCUCUUGAGGGGGAUGAAGAUGACCGCGAGCAACACUCGGUCAAGAGGAGGUCUCACAAGCAGAAGCGACAUCUCACUCAAUGUGGAGCUACUGGAGCAGGGGAGGGGUCGCAACCAGUUUCCAUGCCUCCUGGUGGCAUGGCAACUGGACUCGGGGUGGUGCUAGCUGGAGAGGAGACGCCCCCCACAUCAGUGAGCGACUCAUUAGCUUCGCAGUCUGACUCAGACGUACCUCCAGAGACCGAGGAGUGCCCGUCGAUUACAGCAGAGGGAAACUUGGACUCAGACGAAGAUGCAGAACACCUGCCGGUGGACAAACUAUCUGCAUCUGCCACCGGAGGGGGCCAUCAACCCCCCUCGCCCAGAUCAGCUGCGAAGUCCCACGACCCCCUACCUGCCCCUAUGAAGGACCCCCACCCACACCCGCCACACCCUGACGUGUGCAUGGUGGACCCAGAGGCCCUCUCUAACGACCAGAGCAGCACAGAGAAACUUCUCAAGAAGGAUCACAAGACAACCAAGAGCCUGCGGAAGGGCCUGGGCAAACCUAAGUCUGCGUCCCCAGCCCGGAAGGGGAAGAGGUCCACCACCCCUGUGAAGCAGACCUCCAAGGACUCCUCGCCUCGAUCGGCCUCUCUGAGAAGGAAGGACACGGAAAGGAGCUCCAGGCUGACGCAGAAGUCCGAGGGCCUGGGAUCCAAGGGGGACCUACACGCUCCAGGGAAAGGCCUCGCGAACGGCGUCAAGAGCAAUUUGGGUACCAACUCCCAAAAAUCUAGUUCAGCCGUCCCCCCUGGGCCUCCAAUCUAUGUGGACCUGGCCUACGUGCCCAACCACUGCAGUGCCAAGAAUGUGGACCAGGAGUUCUUCAAGCGGGUGCGUGCUGCGUACUACGUGGUGAGCGGCAACGACCCGGCCGGUGGAGAGCCUAGUCGUGGUGUCCUGGAUGCCCUUUUGGAGGGCAAGGCCACAUGGGGCUCCAAUCUACAGGUGACUCUGAUCCCUACUCAUGACACGGAGGUGACGCGGGACUGGUACCAGCAGACGCACGAGAAACAGCAGGACCUGAACAUCAUGGUCUUGGCCAGUAGCAGCACAGUGGUCAUGCAGGAUGAGUCCUUCCCUGCCUGCAAGAUUGAGUUCUAACUUCUGCACCCGUUGCUAUUUUACCUUCCUCUUCCUCCUCCCCUCAUCCGUGCUACUCUUUAUCCUCCCAUAUGUAAGACUCCAUUGCAUUUGCUGUCGUCUUCGGCAUGUGCACUGGCUUCCAACUGGUCAAUGUUAUCUGAAAACAGCCAGCUACGGUAUGUCAGGCAGAAACAUAGCUAAAGUACAGGGUACAUAGUAGCUGCACAAAGGUGUGAUGUAUAUUUGUUUCAAUUAUGCUUUCCAUUUAAACAACAUACUUGCACGAUAGAAACACCUCUUUAUUAGAUUCGGUCUUAAACAAUAUUGUUUUUUUUUCUUCACAUAUAAACCUCUCCAACGUGCACAUAUUGUGAUCACGCACAUCAUCUGUGAUGAGGAUAAUUCUCAAAAGUUAUUUCAGCUUUCAAAUCACUGUACUGCACCUCAAAUCCACAUCUAAAUGGACAACACUUUCCAACUAAAUGUGCUAUCUUUACAAUGUAUCGAUUUGUCUCGCGUUGUUGGGGCAUCUAGUGCCUAAUGCUCCAUUAAGAUUGUCCACAGUUAUGUCACAUUCAACAUGUGAAACUUCAACACUCUUACUUAUUGUCUUAAACUCAACAGAGAAAUACAAAAUGAAAAUAAAAUGUAUAAAUUGCUUAUCCAAAGGGCCAAAGUAAGUGCCAAAACAGUCUUGAGACAGUGGCUGUGUCCGAAAUCUGGCUUGCCUACUACUUCCCUAAACAGUAUACUGCGUACUAAUUGAACUACAUACUACAAUGUACUUAGUAAAAAAAAAAAUGUUUGCAGCAAGCAACAAAUAUCAACAUAAUGAGAAGGCAUCAAACGUGUUGUCGCACUUGUUCCCACGUCAUCUGUUCAUUUUUUUUUGUAAAGCACAUCUGAUUAUCAGCUGGUGUCGAACGAGCGCUGGUGUGAAAAACCCCCGAUUCACUUCCUCAAUAGUGUGUAGUAAAUUCUACCAGACUAACAGCCUAAAUAAGUAUGACAUCUAGGCAUUUCAUGAAUACUCGAUAAUCAAAAUUUCACAUACUCAAAUGGCCUACUAUUUAGGAUGCGAGUAUGGAUAUUCGGACAUGGGCAGUUGUUAACACUCUCCAAAAUAAGUCGAAAACCAUUACGAGAUGAACAGUUACUUGAUCUCGCUUGUACGCAGACUACGCACAAUGUUGUAUAAUGGUAGUAGCUUAGUAAGGAUCCUAAAUUGAGGCUUUGUUUUUGAUAUAUAAGACACUACUCCUGUUCGGAGUUAUUACGUGAGAUGCAGCUCUAGAUGCUGUACCAUUUGACUUUCUCAGUACUCUUAAGUACGUCAACUGGUGUUACAGAGGACUAUUACCACAUCGCUUGUCGUGAAGCUUCAAGAGGGGCCUGAAAGGGCUACUUUCAGUUUAAAUAACUAGCUAGCUUUUAUGAAUUAUUUUUCCUCUGUAGCUGAAGCAUGAUUCUUGCAUUUAGCUCAGACUCCUCCCUCGAGGAAGUAGAGUUUUUUUUUAUUUGACCGUGUGUCUAGUCCUUGCAGUCUCCAAGUAGGGAGUAGCCUAUAAACAUGUUCCAAUACCUUACCGUUUGGCUGUGUGUUUGCUAAAAUGAACAUUACACUGUAGGCACCGGGCAAAGAGAUGGUUCUCUUGUAUUUGCUAUAUUUGUGCUGGAUAUAAUGGUUCUUUAUCAAUAUAUGAAGCAGUGGAGGCUGCUGAGGGGAGGGAUGGCUCAUAAUAAUGGUCGGAACAGAGUGAAUGGAAUGGCAUCAAACACAUGGAAACAAUGGAAACCAUGGAAACAAUGUGUUUGAUGUAUUCGAUAACAUUCCACUGAUUCCGCUCCAGUCGUUACCACGAGCCAGUCGUCCUGUGAUCUGAAGCCAUUAUCAUGGUCUUUGUUGGUUUGUUGAUAUGAUGAUACAUGGAGAGAUUGUGUUAUAACACAUUAGAGAAGGAUGUUUAAAUGAAAGCAGCUGACUGGUUGAGACAGAGGCAACCGAGAUGAAUGUAUUACGUUUGAUGUUUUCUCCCGUUUUCAGUUAAAUUAUACUGUCUGUAUGAAACUAUUUAAUGAAUUGAUGGAAACUGCGUCGGUUUUCCAUACCGAAUGUUGCCAUUAGAGUCCACUCCGUCCCAUUAAGACAGGGUUGUGUGGAGGUUGUGUGAGUGCUCUUGUGGGGGGAAAAUGUAGCCAUUAGAGUCCACUCCGUCCCACUAAGACAGGGUUGUGUGGAGGUUGUGUGAGUGUUCUUGUGGGGGGAAAAUGUAGCCAUUAGAGUCCACUCCGUCCCACUAAGA
This is a messenger RNA of Oncorhynchus masou masou (cherry salmon), 14924 nucleotides long. It is a transcript of the gene map1ab, whose product is annotated as microtubule-associated protein 1Ab. Gene Ontology annotation, biological process: regulation of microtubule depolymerization; dendrite development; axonogenesis. Gene Ontology annotation, cellular component: microtubule; microtubule associated complex; synapse. Bases 25 to 12639 code for a protein of 4204 amino acids. Gene Ontology annotation, molecular function: actin binding; microtubule binding. The record is from RefSeq and is a predicted model, not a curated record. The transcript is spliced from 9 exons. NCBI's taxonomy places the organism in Eukaryota, Metazoa, Chordata, Actinopteri, Salmoniformes, Salmonidae.